Hyla sarda is the source of this 1517-nucleotide messenger RNA. RefSeq names its product 6-phosphogluconolactonase (gene PGLS). Bases 103 to 843 code for a protein of 246 amino acids. Gene Ontology annotation, biological process: pentose-phosphate shunt; carbohydrate metabolic process. Gene Ontology annotation, molecular function: 6-phosphogluconolactonase activity. The record is from RefSeq and is a predicted model, not a curated record. NCBI's taxonomy places the organism in Eukaryota, Metazoa, Chordata, Amphibia, Anura, Hylidae. The transcript is spliced from 6 exons.
UCACAGGUAGGGCCGGGUGACGUCACGUCCGCCCUCUCACCUGCCAGUUCUCUGAUUCUCGUAGUGCUGUCAUUGUGCCGCUCAGUGUGUGCCCGAUUUGUGAUGUCCUCCAAUCGUCAGAUCCGUGUGUUCCCCUCGGCAGCAGAGCUUGCUCUCUCUCUUUCCCAGCUCCUGGUUAAUGAGUCUAAGGGAGUGGAUAAGUUCAGGAUCGGAUUGUCCGGUGGCAGCCUGGUGCAGCUUCUGAGCCGGGAAUUACCUAAUACUGCCGGCCUCAAUACAGAGGGAUGGCAAGUGGCUAUGUGUGACGAGAGGCUGGUCCCAUUCUCUGACCCUGAGAGCACAUAUGGCGAGUACAAGCGUCAGCUCCUUCCUCUUGGCCUUCUGUCGGAAUCUCAGUUUGUAGUCAUCGAUCCAUCUUUGAGCGUGGAAGACGCCGCCACAGACUAUGAGAAGAAGCUAAGAGAGAUCUUCCCUGGGGAUGACCUCCCGAACUUUGACUUGCUGAUUUUAGGAAUCGGCCCAGAUGGACACACGGCUUCCCUUUUCCCAGGACACCCUAUCCUAGAGGUGACAGAUAAGAUUGUGGCUCCUAUCAGUGACUCCCCCAAGCCUCCUCCGGAGAGAGUCACUCUCACACUCCCAGUGAUCAAUGCAGCCAAAACGGUUGUCUUUGUGGCCACAGGAGAAGGCAAAGCUACGGUUUUGAAACGUAUCCUGCAGGAGGAGUCCGAUCCAUUGCCGGCAGCUCGGGUCUCCCCGGUGAACGGUAAACUGCUGUGGUUUCUCGAUGAAUCUGCUGCUCGGGAUUUAACUUGCCCUGUAGAGAAACACUCAGUCCUGUAAUGUUACUGUAAGAACGCCAAGUAUCCGGAGCCGGUUCGUAAACCAAAGUCCGGAGCUCCCCACACGUCAUCCCUGGGUCUACCGGGGCCACAGGCAGAAGAAGAGAGCUGGACAGAGCAGAACUACAGAUCAUAUUCAAGCCAAGGAUAACUCAGCCACGGGCUGAUAAGGGACACACAACCAAAACAAGUUAUACAUAGUGGAAAUGUACACCGGCGCCGUGACCUCCUGGACCAAAGACAGAACUGGGACAAAAGCCAAGGAUGCGAAGACUCAGCCACGGACAGAACUGGAAUCAGGACCAGGAUAGAUGACCAUGAACGUAGUUUGAAACCUUUAGACCCGUAGCCAGAACCUCAGACCAACCCACGGGCAGGAACCAGGCUCUGGCCAGUACAUGAAGCUUUGCAGAACUGCCUUUCAUAUCAGUACCUUCCAUAUUUUUGACUCUGCCCGCUGUCCCCUUUGAUGUUCUGUCCCCCUCUCACAUCUGCCUCCUGCUAGGAUUCGCUCCUCUGUGUCAAGACGAGCCACAGCUUCCGAAAAGGUUUGCACAUUCCGAGCACGUCACCUCUGACUGCACAGUAAUAAACAUGCUAUCUCGUCCAUCUGAAGUGUGGUUCAAUGCGCGACUGCUCGCAGCGCAAAAUAAAACAUUUUACCUUAUACCUUAA